AUGGAAAAGAGAGCUCAAAUAAUUCUCAGUGGUUUCAAGUGGGGUCUCAGAACUGUCUCACAUCCUGAUGCUUAUUUGAUUUUGAAGGAUUCCAACGUUGUUGAAAUUACCCUCCAUAUUGAAAAGACUGGUUUGCAAUUCUAUUCUCAAUUGCUCGAUAAUGCCACAAUGGCCGAAACAAAGGGAGUUACUGAAAUUAUUCAACAUGGAAAUACUGUUAAAUUGACAGUUUGUGUUCCAGAAAAGGAAAAGGACUAUAAGGUCUAUAUCUUUGCUCGUGAAUCUGCCGAUCAAAAAUUUGAAUACAUGCUCGGUUAUGGUUUCAAUGUUGAUGCCAAUGCCACGAUGCAAGAAGUUUCCUUCCCAACCUAUUAUCCAGAUAUGGCUAAUUAUGGAGCUGAACUCAUUUCACCAAAGCAUGUCAAGAUGCACGUUGGUCAAACCUACAAUUUCAGAAUUAAAUUCCCAUUCGAAGAUUUGAUGAGUGUCUUGAUUCUUCCAGAUAAGAAAUUCAAGAGUUUGGGCUGUGGUGAAUAUGAACUUGAUUUUACACCAACUGCUGCUGGUAAGGUAUUGAUGUAUGCUUGUAAGAAGACUGAAACUCAAGCUAAGGGUCUUUUGCAAAUGGUUGUUUUUGAAUAA
This is a messenger RNA of Naegleria gruberi, 642 nucleotides long. RefSeq lists its product as uncharacterized. The record is from RefSeq and is a predicted model, not a curated record. Bases 1 to 642 code for a protein of 213 amino acids. The transcript has a single exon. NCBI's taxonomy places the organism in Eukaryota, Heterolobosea, Eutetramitea, Acrasida, Naegleriidae.